Messenger RNA from Haliotis rufescens (red abalone), 8645 nucleotides. Its product is annotated as mucin-2-like. NCBI's taxonomy places the organism in Eukaryota, Metazoa, Mollusca, Gastropoda, Lepetellida, Haliotidae. The record is from RefSeq and is a predicted model, not a curated record. The coding region runs from base 1 to 7125 and encodes 2374 amino acids. The transcript is spliced from 17 exons.
AUGAGGCAACGUAUAAUUAGCGGGACGUUAUCUGCCCUUGAGCGUGACAGCAGGGCGAGAUUCAUCGACAUCAGCGUCGGAAACUUGAACAGGCAGCUAGGAUGGAAACAAUUUCAAUACUCCAGUUUUCGUAUUUGGGGCAAGACCCAACCACUCCCACUGUCACUACAACCACCCCUACUGUCACCCCCACUGUCACUACAACCACCCCCACUGUCACUACAGCCACCCCCCACUGUCACCACUACCACCCGCACUGUCCCUACAGCAACCCCAUCUGUCACUACAACCACUCCCACUGUCACUACAGCCACUACCACUGUCAGUACAACCACAGCCACUGUCACUACAACCACUCCCACUGUCACCACAGCCACUACCACUGUCACUACAACCACUCCCACUGUCACUACAACCAUCCCCACUGUCACUACAGCCACUCCCACUGUCACUACAGCCACUCCCACUGUCACCACUACCGCUCCCACUGUCACUACAACCACUCCGACUGUCACUACAACCACUCCCACUGUCACUACAGCCACUCCCACUGUCACUACAACCACUCCCACUGUCUGUACAACCACCCCCACUGUCACUACAACCACUCCCACUGUCACUACAGCGACUCCCACUGUCACUACAGCCACCCCGUCUGUCACUACAACCACUCCCACUGUCACUACAGCCACUACCACUGUCAGUACAACCACCCCCACUGUCACUAGCGCCACUCCUACUGCCACUACAGCCACUCCUACAGUCACCACUACCGCUCCCACUGUCACUACAACCACUCCCACUGUCACUACAGCCACUCCCACUGUCACUACUACCACUGUCACUGUCACUACUACCACUCCCACUGUCACUACAGCCACUCCCACUGUCACUACAACCACUCCCACUGUCACUUGCUACCACUGCCACUGUCACUACCACCACAGCCACUACCACUGUCACUACAACCACUCCCACUGUCACUACUACCACUGCCACUACCACUGUCACUACAACCACUCCCACUGUCUCCACUACCACCGCCACUACCACCACAGCCACUACCACCUCUCCCACUGUCACCACUACCACUCCCACUCCACUCCCACUGUCAAUACUACCACUGCCACUGUCACUACCACCACAGCCACUGUGACCACUACCACUGCCACUACCACUGUCACUACCACCACUACCACUGUCACUACAGCCACUCCCACUGUCACUACAACCACUCCCACUGUCACCACUACCACUGCCGCUGUCGCUACAACCACCCCCACUGUCACUACAACCACUCCCACUGUCACCACAGUCACUCCCACUGUCACUACAACCACUCCCACUGUCACAAAAAACACUCCCACUGUCACUACAGCCACUCCCACUGUCACUACAACCACUCCCACUGUCUGUACAACCACCCCCACUGUCACUACAACCACUCCCACUGUCACUACAGCCACUCCCACUGUCACUACAGCCACCCCGUCUGUCACUACAACCACUGCCACUGUCACUACAGCCACUACCACUGUCAGUACAACCACCCCUACUGUCACUACAGCCACUCCCACUGUCACUACAGCCACUCCUACUGUCAUCACUACCGCUCCCAUUGUCACUACAACCACUCCCACUGUCACUACAGCCGCUCCCACUGUCACUACUACCACUGUCACUGUAACUACUACCACUCCCACUGUCACUACAGCCACUCCCACUGUCACUACAACCACUCCCACUGUCACUGCUACCACUGCCAUUGUCACUACAACCACAGCCACUACCACUGUCACUACAACCACCCCGUCUGUCACUACAACCACUCCCACUGUCACUACAGCCACUACCACUGUCAGUACAACCACCCCCACUGUCACUACAGCCACUCUCACUGUCACUACAGCCACUCCUACUGUCACCACUACCGCUCCCACUGUCACUACAACCACUCCCACUGUCACUACAGCCACUCCCACUGUCACUACUACCACUGUCACUGUCACUACUACCACUCCCACUGUCACUACAGCCACUCCCACUGUCACUACAACCACUCCCACUGUCACUGCUACCACUGCCACUGUCACUACCACCACAGCCACUACCACUGUCACUACAACCACUCCCACUGUCACUACUACCACUGCCACUACCACUGUCACUACAACCACUCCCACUGUCUCCACUACCACCGCCACUACCACCACAGCCACUACCACCUCUCCCACUGUCACCACUACCGCUCCCACUGUCACUACAACCACUCCCACUGUCACUACAGCCACUCCCACUGUCACUACUACCACUGUCACUGUCACUACUACCACUCCCACUGUCACUACAGCCACUCCCACUGUCACUACAACCACUCCCACUGUCACUGCUACCACUGCCACUGUCACUACCACCACAGCCACUACCACUGUCACUACAACCACUCCCACUGUCACUACUACCACUGCCACUACCACUGUCACUACAACCACUCCCACUGUCUCCACUACCACCGCCACUACCACCACAGCCACUACCACCUCUCCCACUGUCACCACUACCACUCCCAGUGUCACUACUACCACUAUUACUGUCACUACAGCCGCUCCCACUGUCACCACUACCACUACCACUCCCACUGUCACUACAACCACCCCCACUGUCACUACAGCCACUCCCACUGUCACUACUACCACUGCCACUGUCACUACCACCACAGCCACUCCACUCCCACUCCACUCCCACUGUCACUACAACCACUCCCACUGUCACAAAAAACACUCCCACUGUCACUACAGCCACUCCCACUGUCACUACAACCACUCCCACUGUCUGUACAACCACCCCCACUGUCACUACAACCACUCCCACUGUCACCACUACCACUGCCACUAUCGUUGUCACUACAACCACUCCCACUGUCACUACUACCACUGCCACUGUCACUACAACCACUCCCACUGUCACUACUACCACUGCCACUACCACUGUCGCUACAACCACUCCCACUGUCACCACUACCACCACCGCUACCACCACAGCCACUACCACUGUCACUACAACCACUCCCACUGUCACUACUUCCACUGCCACUACCACUGUCACUACAACUACUCCAACUGUCACCAUUACCACUGCCACUAUCACUACCACCACUGCCACUGUCACUUCAGCCACUCCCACUGUCACCGAUACCACCCCCACUGUCACUACCACCACUGCCACUGUCACUACAGCCACUCCCACUGUCACAACUACCACCCGCACUGCCACUACCACUGUCACUACAACCACUCCAACUGUCACCAUUACCACUGCCACUAUCACUACCACCACUGCCACUGUCACUACAGCCACUCCCACUGUCACCACUACCACCCCCACUGUCCCCCCACUGUCACCACUACCACUGCCACUGUCACUACUACCACUGCCACUGUCACUACAACCACUCCCACUGUCACUACUACCACUGCCACUGUCACUACAACCACUCCCACUGUCACCACUACCACUGCCACAGUCACUACCACCACUGCAACUGUCACUACAGCCAGUCCCACUGUCACUACUACCACUGUCACCACUGCCACUGUCACUACCACCACAGCCGCUACCACUGUCACUACCACCACUGUCACUGUCACUACCACCACAGCCACUCCCACUGUCACUACUACCGCUGUCACCACUGCAAAUUCCACCACAGCCACUACCACUGUCACUACCACCAAUGUCACUGUCACUACCACCACAGCCACUACCACUGUCACUACAGCCACUCCAACUGUCACUACAACCACUCCCACUGUCAUCACUACCACUGCCACUGUCACUACAACCACUCCCACUGUCACUACAGCCACUCCCACUGUCACUUCUACCACUGCCACUGUCACUACUACCACAGCCACUCCCACUGUCACUACCACCACUGUCACUGUCACUACCACUGUCACUACAGGCACUCCCACUGUCACUACUACCACAGCCACUCCCACUGUCACUACCACCACUGUCACUACAACCACUCCCACUGUCACUACCACAACUGUCACUGUCACUACAACCACUCCCACUGUCACUACCACCACUAUCAUUGUCACUACAACCACUCCCACUAUGAAUCUAUUUAUUGUCCUUGUAUUGUGUUUCGUGCCGAGAGUAGAAUCUCAAACCGAAGCCAUUUAUCACAGCUGCACAUACGAAUCUCGGUGCCCUGACAACGCCGGUUGUUCGCCUUAUAGUUGCCAAGGUUACGUGUGUCUGUGUCACAUGGGGUAUGUCGUGUCACCUGACCGACUGUCAUGCCUUAUAGCUGGUAACGUGAGUGACACGUGCGAUAGCACGGUGAAAUGUCUUGGCGGUGUGUAUGCCACGUGCAUCAGUGGACGAUGUGACUGCUUGUCAAUUGCAAGAGUGACAGAAAUGAACACUUGCGUCGCUUCGCGGAGCGCAAAGAUCGUCGGGGCCACGUGCACCCCGUCAGACACGUGCUCCACGCACGCCUCGUGCACAGCGGGCACCUGUCAGUGUGACGCGGGCUAUCGUCAAAGAACAAGUGAAGAGUACUGGGUGAACCCGGAGUCAAGAGAGGAAUGUGUGGAAUUGGACUAUUCGUUAGAUUCUUGCAAUGGAGUACAGUUAUCCACUAUCACAACGUCAACAACUACACCCACAACAACCACAACUACUACACCUUCGACGACAACAACUUCCACUACUACUGCUACAACAACCUCUAUUCCAACCACAACUACUUCACCGACGACAACACCUACAACGCCGACAGCAACUACAACUACUACUCCCACGACAACGGUUACAACCACUACAUCGCCAGAAACAACCACAAGCACAACUGCGACCACUACUUCAACUCUGACGAACCCAACCUCGACUUCUGAGACUACAUACACUACGUCUGAGUUGACAGUACGAGCCAAGUCAAUAAUGGACACCUGCACGGCGCACAGUGACUGUCCAGACAACGCCACCUGCCGGCCCAAUGGGUGUCAGGGGGUCACCUGUCUCUGUGACGUCGGAUACGUCCCCACACCGGAUCAAACAAUCUGUUUGAAAGCGGCCGCAAUCGACAGAGCCUGCGACGUCACCAUCAAGUGUCUCAGCCCCUUCGCCUACUGCAGUAACGGCGUCUGUGACUGCAUGAGCUUCUUCAGGAAAACGACGUUGAACACGUGCUCGCAGCUUGGGUCAAAGGUCAUAGGUGAAGAGUGCACAUCAGGUUUGGACGACUGUGGACUGUUCGCGGAAUGCCGAGACCGGAAGUGCGUGUGUAGAAGUGGUUUCCGGGAUAAAACGACUGAGGAAUUCUGGGCCGAUCCCGACAGUGUCAUUGAGUGUGUUCAAGAAACAUCGUCUCUUGACACGUGCAAUGGUAGCCCCCUUACUCUACCAGCUGGAUUGACAACAGUUCCUUUGACGACUACAAAACCAACGACUACAUCUCCAACAACGACGAAAACAACAAUCACGACUUCGACAACGUUAACAACAACUGCGACUACUGCACCAGUUUCAGUCAAGCCAAUAUUGGAUACAUGUACAACGUCAAGUGAAUGUCCAGACUACGCCACCUGUCGGCCAAACGGGUGUAGGGGAAACAACUGCCUCUGCAACGUUGGGUAUGCGCCUUCAAUAGAUCGCAGCAGAUGCUUGACAGCGUCCAACAUCAGCGAUGUCUGCGACGGCAACUCUAAGUGUCUCAGCCCCUUCGCCUACUGCAGUAACGGCAUCUGUGCCUGCAUGAGCUUCUUCAGAAAGACGACGUUGAACACGUGCUCGCAGCUAGGCACAAAGGCCAUCAGCGAGGGCUGUAGUCCGGGAAUAGACAACUGUGGACUGUUCGCGGAAUGCCGAGACAGGAAGUGCGCAUGUGAAAGUGGCUACCGGGUAAAGACGUCGGAGGAAUUCUGGGCCGAUCCUGACAGUGUCAUUGAAUGUGUGCAGCAGACGUUUUCACUUGGUUCAUGCAAUGAAAAAACAACUCCACUGACCACCACAACCCCGUCAACCACUUCUACCACAACUACUACAUCUACAACAAUGACCCCAACAACGACCACAUCAACGACCACAUCUACAACAACGACCACAUCAACAACGACCUCAUCAACGUCCACCUCUACAACAAUGACGCCAUCAACGACCACCGCUACAACAACGACGCCAUCAACAACCACAUCUACAACAACCCCAUCAACUACCUCUACAACAAUGACUCCAUCAACGCCCACCUCUACAACAACGACGCCAUCAACAACCACAUCUACAACAACCCGAUCAACUACCUCUACAACAACGACCCCAUCAACGUCUACCUCUACAACAACCACCCCAUCAACGACCAGCUCUACAACAACGACUCCAUCAACGUCUACUUCUACAACAACAACCCAAUCGACAUCCACCUCUACAACAACCACCCCAUCACCGACCAGCUCUACAACAAUGACUCAAUCAACAACCUCUACAACAACGACCCCAUCAACGACAUCUUCUACAACAAGGAACCCAUCAACGGCAAAAUCUGCAACAACCACCCCAUCAACUACCACUACAAAGACAACAACAAUAACAACUAUUAUACCAACCACUGUCACCACUCCGACUACUCUCACCACUCCAUCGUCUACCGCCACUUUGAUAACUACCACCAGUUCUACCACUACACUUCAAUCAACUCCCACAACUACCACCAGUUCUACGACUACUGCCGAAGCUACAACGACUGCUCUACCCACUACAUCAACGACGGCAACAGCAUCUUCAUCAGGAACGUCUGAAACAGAGGGGCCAUCUACGGAUGACAAGGAUGCGUCACCACUGGACACCGCCGUGACUGAUGACACCAAGCAGAAUACGCCCGUGAUGACGACAAAUGAUGAUGAUUCUUCUAAAGUGGCUUUGAUUGCCUCAGUCUGCGCUGCAGUGGUCAUCCUAAUCAUUGUAAUCGUCGUCAUCGUCGUCCUUUGUCGCAAACGUCACCGUUUCAAGCGUCGUUUGGAAGUGACCAAUGGUCCGACGGUCCUCAACACAUACUAUGACGGCCACCGCCGAUCUCGGACAGAUCCCACCUGGCCGCAUUACAAGGUGGAAACCUAACGCCCAAAUAUGGAGUCAGGAAGAGGUGCAAUGUGGCAUUCUGGAUCUCAGAUUAGGUUGCUAAUCUCGUGUCCUUUAUUUAGAUAUGUGUACAUAUACAGACAACUGAAAGAGGAUGGUUAAAUCACUACAACCAAUUUGCGAUGCAUCGAAGAAGGGGGCCAGUAGUAUCAGGUCUGCUUACUGUGAGUUGCGUCCCUUAGCAAUGUCUGCAAUGCUUGAGUUCGAAUUUCAGACGCUAAUGAUGUCAGCAACCUGGGUUAGUGGGUUCGCACGUGGUGUACGUAACAACGUCACGUUAAAAUGUUCAGCUGAUAUGCCGUGAUAUUACUGAAAGGCUGCACCUACCGUCAUUCCUUCCUACAGACACCGGUCUUCUAUCUGUCACCAGACGUAAAAUAGAUACUAGGAUUUUAUCACACGAAUACCUUCUAUCAGGCACUAGACGCCCCAUAGAUAUCGGGUUUCUAACAGACGCCAGAUCUUCUAUCAGACGCCAGACAUCCUUUAGAUGCCAGGAAGACCUUAUAUUACACACCAGGCGUCCUAGAGAUAUCGGAUUUCUAUCAGACGCCAGAUCUUCUAUCAGACGUCAGACAUCCUAGAGAUAUCGAGUUUCUAACAGACGCCAGAUCUUCUAUAAGACGCCAGACAUCCUUUAGAUACCAGGAAGACCUUCUAUUACACACCAGACGUCCUAGAGAUAUCGGAUUUCUAUCAGACGCCAGAUCUUCUAUCAGACACUAGAUAUCCUAGAGAUAUCGGGUUUCUAACAGACGCCAGAUCUUCUAUCAGACGCCAGACAUCCUUUAGAUACCAGGAAGACCUUCUAUUACACACCAGACGUCCUAUAGAUAUCGGGUUUCUAUCAGACGCCAGACCUUCUAUCAGACACUAGAUAUCCUUCAGAUACCAGGUUUCUAUCGGAAGGAAGACCUUCUAUUACACACCAGACGUCCUAGAGAUAUCAGGUUUCUAUCAGAAGGAAGACCUUCUAUAACACACCAGACGUCCUAUAGAUACCAGGUUUCUAUCGGAAGGAAGACCUUCUAUUACACACCAGACGUCCUAUAGAUAUCAGGUUUCUAUCAGAAGGAAGACCUUCUAUUACACACCAGACGUCCUAUAGAUAUCGGGUUUCUAUCAGACGGAAUACCUUCUAUCAGGCACUAGACGCCCCAUAGAUAUCGGGUUUCUAUCAGACGCCAGACCUUCUAUUACACACCAGACGUCCUAUAGAUACCGGGUUUCUAUCAGACGCCAGACCUGCAGUGUGUCAACAUCGACGUGGAAGAAUACAGACCGGGCUGCAGAUACUCUCCGGGUCUGCUCCAGCGUCUCGAAGCUACACAUAUAAUAAGUAGUGCCCAACUUACAGUGAGGAUACAGAGGUGGUGAUGUGUGAAACCACAACACACACGGAGAGUUUAUUAAAAGACAAAACUCAAUACACUGACGAUUUUUGUUUGUUCGUUUGUUUCGUAACGCCGCACUCAGCAAUAUUCCUGCUGUAUGGCGGC